Messenger RNA from Ilex paraguariensis (yerba mate), 1512 nucleotides. Lineage: Eukaryota; Viridiplantae; Streptophyta; Magnoliopsida; Aquifoliales; Aquifoliaceae. The record is from the annotation of a GenBank genome assembly.
AUGAGCGACUCUCAAAGCGUUUCUUCCUCCGAUGAUUCUGGUUCUGUCGCCACCGGUCAACCGAACGUCGGGCGGAGCCGGCUAAGUGCAGCUGGUAGUAAUUCACUGUCUCCGGGUUUGGCUCUAGAGGCUACACGCCAUUGGCGGGAUGUGUUCUGGCUAGGUAUAUUUGUGUUGCAUUUGAUUGUGCUAGGUCUUACUCUUGGGGCACUGGGUUUUAAUAGAUUUAAGGAAGAGGACAGGCUUAACAUUGAUAGGUACACGACUGGAUUUCUUGAGAAUCAAGCGGGAUUAACUGAGAAUUAUUGGCCCUUGUAUGCUGUUGCCUGUGGAGUCGGGUCACUUCUUGGGUGGACUUGGUUGUUGUUGCUUGGUUCAAAAGCGAAUCAGAUGAUGAAGGUUUCUGUGCACAUAUUGACCACUUAUCUCGCUGUUAUUAGUGUGUUGUGCUUUUGGAGUGAGCAGUUCUUCUGGGGUGUUGCGUUUGCUGUUGGUGCUGCUUUGCAGUUCUUGUACGUCAUAUCGGUCGUAGACAGACUUCCGUUUACCAUGCUGGUGCUGCAAAAGGCUGUGAAGAUGGUAUGGAAUCUUCCUGAAGUUAUGAGAGUAGCAUGUGCAUUCAUGUUAGUCAUGCUUUUAUGGCUAGUUCUAUGGUCCUUUGGAGCUGCUGGUGUUGUAGCAUCAAGCUUGGGUGAUGGUGGACGAUGGUGGCUUCUUGGGGUGUUCUGUGUAAGUUUGUUUUGGACGGGUGCUGUUCUUUGUAAUACUGUUCAUGUUAUAGUCUCUGGAAUGGUGUUUCUUGUUCUCAUCCAUGAUGGCCGACAAGCUGUGUCAAUGCCUCCCAACCCAUUGAUGAAGUCUCUGCGGUAUGCUGUGACAACCUCUUUUGGCAGCAUCUGUUAUGGAUCACUCUUUACAGCUGCUAUUCGGACAUUGCGGUGGGAGAUAAGGGGAUUCAGGUCAAAGAUUUGCGGCAACGAAUGUUUGCUAUGCUGUGUUGAUUUCCUUUUUCAUCUGGUGGAGACUCUUGUUCGGUUUUUUAACAAGUAUGCCUAUGUCCAGAUUGCAGUUUAUGGGAAAAACUUUAAUCACUCAGCUAGAGAUGCUUGGGAAUUAUUCCAGUCAACUGGUGUAGAAGCACUCAUUGCUUACGAUUGUUCGGGUGCUGUCCUCCUGAUGGGUACUCUUUUGGGUGGGCUUAUCACUGGAACAUGUGCUGGAGUUUGGACAAGGAUUAAAUAUCCUGACAGAGUGAUUAUGGUGGGGUCUACUGCCAUGUUGAUGGGAAUGAUCUUGGUCGGAUUGGCAAUGGUCGUGGUGGAAAGUGCCGUUACAUCUAUAUACAUCUGUUAUGCGGAAGACCCGUUGUUAAUACAUAGAUGGGAUGCAGAAUUCUUCAACCAGAUCUCUGAGACACUACACCAACGUCUACAACAUAGAAGUGCACGAGCGAGGGAAGUAUUGACCCGUAGCAGGGUUGAUCUUCACUUGCAAGGAACAAUCUCUGUUUGA